UAUUAUCUGAUUGGCCUGCUCCCUGAUGAUUCCUAUGAUGCUUGUAUUGCAGGUCAGUGUAAUUAAAGGAACCUAUCUGGGAAUACAGCACAUGAGUCAAGAGACUGGAGGGAAAGGAGGAGUGAUUGUUAAUACCGCCUCCAUUGCAGGUCUGAUUCCUUUCUUCCGUGGACCAGUUUAUGCAGCCUCAAAGUAUGGAGUUGUGGGAUUCACUGCAUCAUUGUCUCUGACCUGCCUUGAGAAGCAUGGGGUUCGAUUACAAGCACUGUGUCCUGUUUUCGUCGACACUAAGCUUCUGACAGAUCUGAAAUCAGUGAAGGUUCCAGACCACAAGGAGAAACUUGAGAUGAUGAUAGCCAACCUUGGAGUUCUGAAAACUUCCCACAUUGCAGAGGGAUUCUUGCAGCUUGUCAUGGAUCAGACCAGGAAUGGGGCAUCGCUGAAGGUGUUGGAAAAUGGCAAGCUUGAGUAUGAAGCCAUACCGACGAUUCUUCCUGAAAAUCCAAAAUCUAUUUAGGGACCUCAAUGAAUUCAAGCAGCAGGUCACUGAGAACAAUGGAAACUUUAAACCUGUUCAAAUAUAAAAUGAUUAACAUUUUAAUUGUUGGUGAUGCUUUUGGUAUUUUCAUAUUAAAUUGUGGUUAUAAAUCAGAACUGA
Messenger RNA from Chiloscyllium plagiosum (whitespotted bambooshark), 658 nucleotides. The record is from RefSeq and is a predicted model, not a curated record. Lineage: Eukaryota; Metazoa; Chordata; Chondrichthyes; Orectolobiformes; Hemiscylliidae.